Messenger RNA from Danio rerio (zebrafish), 3839 nucleotides. RefSeq names its product forkhead box O6 b (gene foxo6b). Lineage: Eukaryota; Metazoa; Chordata; Actinopteri; Cypriniformes; Danionidae. Gene Ontology annotation, molecular function: DNA binding; sequence-specific DNA binding; DNA-binding transcription factor activity. Gene Ontology annotation, biological process: regulation of DNA-templated transcription; lymph vessel development. Gene Ontology annotation, cellular component: cytoplasm; nucleus. The record is from RefSeq and is marked validated.
UGCACAUCGUGAUGCAUUGGAUGCUUUUGCGUGUUUAGUACAUUACAGGCGACAAGAGACACAAGAAUGAGCAGUCUAUUCACGGCUCCCGGUGCUUUUGCUUUUACUCAUUUGGUGUAAAAAGACUACAGACUGAGAGAUCACACACAGUCCAUCAUCAGUGGAUUUAAGGGCGCAUUGUUGUUGUUUUCCCCCCUUGACCUUGCCUUUUGACGCGCAAAAGCAGCAUGUUAAUGAUGGAGAGCAGCGGGAUAGACGCGCAUCAGGUUGAACUGGACGCCGACUAUGAGCCGCACUGCCGACCGAGGUCGUGCACCUGGCCGCUGCCGUGUCCGGAGGAGGAGAGCCGUGCGCUGCCUGUGAAAGUGGAGCCGCGCAACGUGCCGGCGUGCCGGAGCGGUGGGGCGCCGACGGAGUUCAAGCAUCCAGCCGGCGCCCCUGCCCCUAUAGCGGCAGCCCCAGCGUGCAUGUCCGGCGCCGCGCUGGAUGUGGCCGGCCAGCUGCGCAAAUCCAAGUCGUCGCGACGGAACGCGUGGGGCAACCAGUCCUACGCGGAUCUGAUCACGCGUGCCAUUGAGAGCACCCCAGAGAAAAGGCUCACCUUAUCGCAAAUCUAUGACUGGAUGGUGCGAUUUGUGCCAUAUUUCAAGGAUAAAGGAGACAGCAAUAGCUCAGCCGGCUGGAAGAACUCCAUUAGACACAACCUCUCCCUGCAUACCAGAUUCAUCCGUGUUCAAAAUGAGGGAACAGGAAAAAGUUCCUGGUGGAUGCUUAACCCGGAAGGUGGGAAAAUGGGCAAAGGACCCCGCAGACGAGCUGUAUCCAUGGACAAUGGCACUAAGUACCUGAAGAGCAGAGGCAGAGUCAGCAGGAAGAGAACAGCGGCUGUGGGAAUGGGUAGAGAGCUUGGAGCACCUGGAAUACAGGGAUCGCCUGAACAUGGAAGCCCAGCAGGGAAGGGAGUAAUGGGCAUUGGAAGUGAAGAGUUUGAUGCCUGGACAGACCUUCACUCCAGAACAAGUUCCUCUGCAUCAACGUUAAGUGGAUGCUUGUCUCCUAUUCUGGCUGAGACAGAACCUGAUGAACCAGAGGAAGGAGGACUUUCUUGUUCAGCCUCCCCACGACUCUACCCUAGCCCCACCAGCACAAGAUCUCCAGCACUGGGAACAGGUGGACAUUGUCCAUCUGUUGAGCUUCCGCAUCUAGCUGAUCUAACUGGAGCAAUCAGCUUGGAAGAGGGCUACUCCCAGCCUCUACCACUUAAGCGCAAUGGAUAUCACUAUGGCCCUGCACCUAAAGCAGAGACCUCCUACUGUGGUACAGUCUAUGGCCAACCAUCCAUGGGCAUGCUUAGGCAUCAUACGCCUAUGCAGACUAUUCAGGAAAAUAAGCCUACUAGCUUCCAGCGUGCCCUUAGGGCAUACUCAGAGAACAAUGCCCUUGAAAGUUUGCUUGCUGGAGGGCCACAAUACUGUGGUAAGGACAUGGUUGUGGGGCAAGGAGGAACAUCUCAUUCACUUAUGUCACAAUCUAAUACUGCUGUGCAUUCUCACGGCCACAAUCAGAGCCACAAUCACAGCCAGAAUCACAAUCAUAACCCAGAGCAUGGCCACAAUCGCAAUUCCAGUCAAAGCCUUCACAAUGGUCAUGGAGUAACUCAUGAGCAAAACCCAAGCCAUCAUCACAAUCCCAAUCAAGCUCAUAAUAAGCAUCACCCAAGUCUUGAUUACAAUCACCAUAAACAACACCGUGGCCAUGACUAUGUUCAAUCUCAUGACCACAAACUCAAUGCUAGUCCCAAUCACAUGCACAAUCACCUUCAGCAUAACAAUUCCAGACAACCAGAUCUUUCUCCUAGGGUGAGCAAUGACAUGUUGCAACCCUACAACCACAAAUCACCCAGCCUUUAUGGCCCACGUGCUCAUCUUCCUUCUACUGCUCUGCCUCCUAACCCUGCCAGUGUCUUGGAUGUACCCCAAGACCCAUGUCGCCUGGCUUCAGCUCCCCAUCCUCGCCAUCAAUCCUACCCAGGUUCCCACCUCCACCAGGGCAUGACAGAACCCUGGCAGGGGUAUUACCACCACACAUCACAGAAUGCUAAUUACCAUGGAAACCACCAAGCUAGCCAUCACCAUGAUCCUCAAAAUCGGUUGCAAUCUGAGCUGGAAAUGGAUGUGCACCAGAGCAGUUUGGAUUGUGAUGUGGAAUCCAUCCUCCUGAAUGACUUUAUGGACUCAACAGAGGGAAUGGACUUUAACUUUGACGGGUCAUUAUCACAGGGUGUGGGCAUGGGAAUGGGUUUGGGGAUGGGAAUGGGAGUUUUUGCAGGACCUCAACAAUCACACAAUAGCCAGAGUUGGGUGCCUGGGUAAACCGAGGGGACAUUGAGGACCUACAUAUAGGCAAACAUUCAACCAUACAGCCUUCUGAAGGGCAGCAGGUCAAGUUGGGAAUUAUAAGGAACAAACUGACCAAUAUUCCCUUUCACUGAUGUCAGAUUCUGGACUCAUAAUUAUUCCCUGAAAAAUCCAACCCCACCCCACCCCAUCUACUCCAUUGUCCCUGCUGUGGAAUAAUGUCAUAGUGCCCUAACAGUCUUUUCUGUGGUUCAUGUCCUUCAGUUUGUGCUCAAUUCAUCACCUCCAUCUCUUUCUGGGCAAAAGCUCUGAAGCACUUUACAUGGCCAUCCAUUCUGAUGCUGUAACGACCACCCCGCGACCUGGGAGGAAUCACAUUGUCCGCUGGCCUGGGUUUAAUGUAUGCAAACGACUUUGUUAUCCUUGCUGAACAAAAAAAGUAAAUAAUUAAGCAUUGGUGUUGUUUUACUAAACAUGAGUACAGGAUUGAGCAGUUGCUAUAGCUGUCUGAGUGUCUGUGCUGUCAUUUGUGUAUUCGUCAGUGUGUGCGGGUGUGUGAGUGUCUGAGUGUGGAGCUGCUUUUCUUUGGUAAAUGUACGCACCUCCUCCCAAGGAGGUCUAUUGGAUGUCCCUUUAUUGUGGGCCAGGACAGUCAUCCAUCAGACACACUCUAUUGAUAUUCAGCAUAUCCUUUUUAAUCUCCAAAGUAAUGCACCAGCUAUGCAUCACUGUUGCAAAUAGAAUGUGAUGCUCAGAGAGCACAGGGCUGUUUUUUUUUUUCCCCCGGACACACAACGGCUUAAUGUGUUUUGGCGAAAGUGAUGAUUAAAGUCACUCUGCAGUAAAUGGGGGGGCAGGAGGAGGGGUGUUAGAAGGAGGUAGGGAGGGCAGAGAUGAAGAGAUAGAGGGGGAAAAGGAGAAAUGCAAAUAUUAUCACUAUGCCCCCUUCCUCUCCAUUCUGUGAAUUUAUAAAGCUUUUCCUGUAAUGAAAUAAGGAACGAUCCAACACUACCGCAUAUCCUGUGCAGGGCUCUUUCCUUGUUCACCUCAGCCUAGCUACUCUGUGGCACCCCUCGUCUUAAGCCAAUGCCUUGGCUUUAUUUGAGCAACAUUAGUAUCCUUUACUGUCUUUCAGCCCUACCCAUGUCUCUACCCAACCUAAUCAAUGAUAAUUGAUCAAAUUUGAAGCUUUGUCAACCUUCAUUAACUGGUAAUUUAAUACAGAACUGGACUCUGGAAUCGUCCCUGUAACAAGUAACUCAACUAACCAACUGAUGGUAGCGCCACUGUAGCUCAAAGGGAUGCUUUCUUAUAUAUAGACUGAGGUCUCAAAAACUUAAAACUAAUAUAUAUAUAUAUAUAUAUAUAUAUAUAUAUAUAUAUAUAUAUAUAUAUAUAUAUAUAUAUAUAUAUAAAUAGUUACAAUUCCACCAUCUUCCAAAGCCAAUGCUGAUUUAGUCAGCGAGCAAAAAAAAAAAAAAA